This is a messenger RNA of Cladocopium goreaui, 1287 nucleotides long. Lineage: Eukaryota; Dinophyceae; Suessiales; Symbiodiniaceae. The record is from the annotation of a GenBank genome assembly.
GAUGUUACCCGCACGCCGCCGCUAUGCCAGCCUGCUUCUCCUCGCCAGCGCGGGUUUGAUCGCAUUUGUUGGGCCCAGACAGCAGCCGGAGCGGUUGUCGCACACAGCACGGAACGGAGCCAGAAGUGUGAUGGAAUCGUUCUAUUCCGCAGUCAACGGUCGAGAUUUGGAAACAGCUUUGAAUAUGGUGGAUGAUGAUGUGCUCUACGAAGACUUCACAUUUCAGGAGCCCUUCCGUGGCCGUGAAGGCGUGCGGGAGUUGCUUUCCGAUGCCAUGUCCUUACCCAAGGGUUUAGACUUCAUCAUCGACGACGUAGCGGGUGGCGAUUCCUGGAGUGGUGACGAUGCUGUUGGGAUGACAUGGCAUGUGGAGUUCGACGGCGUCCCACUGCCCAACAGCCGCGGCGCUUCCCUGUACAAGACGAAGAAUGGAAAACUGUCCUAUGCACGAGACAUUGUGGAGUCGCCCUUGAAGCUUGGCAGUGCAGCUCUGGGUAUCGUUGGCUUCAUUGCAACUUUGGUCAGGUCUUCCAAGCAAGGAUUGGCUGGAAGCUUCGUGGCGUUUGCCACCGCUGCAAGUCUCUAUUGGUAUGUACUGCUACUGUCUCCUCAAGGUCAAUUUCCUUUCCUCGGUGGUCCUCCUGCAUGGGCCAUUGAUGACACCACCCUGCCCAACGUCAUUGAUGAAUCAUUGAAUUUCUUCUACAUUUGGCCUGGUUUGGACUCUAUCGGUUUGCCAAGCCCAAGCACCUUGGGGAUUGCUUUGCCGGAGGUGGAUGCUAUGAGACUAGCCCUCUUCAACCUGGCUGAAGCAUAUGCCUUUAUGCUGCUACCAUUGUUAUUAUGGGAUCGUCCUCAACGAAAUGUCUACAACUGGUGGGUGCCUGCGAUGUUUCUGACCAAUGCGAUUCUUCUGCCGUACUUUGCGACCCGAGCCCUGGCCCCAGCACCAGCAGAACGACAGAAGCCCAGCUGGUCCCCUCUCUUUGGAAUCUUGGCGUUGCUGGUGGUGGCUGUGGCGAUUUGGCAGUCCUGGGGCCUUUAUGCUGGCUUGCCAUCCUUGCUGCUGGGAGAUCGGGUUGCUUUCGCCUUUGCUGUGGACGCAAGUCUCUUCGCCCUCCUGCAAGCGUAUGUGUUCGCUGAAACUUCUGGGCCUGCUUGGCGCUUUGUGCCAUUUUUCGGCUUGGCGGCGUGGCUCAUUCUUCCAGAAGAGCAAGAAGUGCGCAGCGAGCCGCUUCCUGCCUGAGAGGGACUGGGCUUUUGGGAUAGAAAUGGCAUUGGAGAGCU